CCAUCCCCCUCCCCCGUCUCGAAGCAUCAAUCUAGCCGCAGGACUGUGUAGCCGCGCCGCGGGACCACGGAGCCAGGGGAGCACCGGCCACCGGAGCGAGCCGUCCGCCGUCGCGCGGACCAGCCGCCCCCGUCGGUCGUCACCUCGCGGAGCAGCAGCGCACCUUCUCCUCCCCCCCGAGCCAGGUAGGUUCUCUACCAUCCGUGCGGCCGCGGCACCGCGCCGUCGUGCUGCCGGCCAACUGCUUGCUGGCGCAUGAGCGGACGAGCCCUGCGUCGCUCUCCUCCAACUACGAGGCUCCAAUAUCCGAUCCCUGCCCGCCGGACAGAUUUAUUUUUUUGAGGCCAGUCCUGCAGCAGCAGGGCAGCACAGCCUAGGUAGUCAACGCAGGCAGUGAUGGACAAUAGCCUGAUCUUUAUAUAUGCACAAGUAAACUAAUAUCUUCCCCCAAAUUCCCCAUUUUAGAAGAGCAACAAGGAUCGGAGAGUUGAUUUGUGGUGUCUGAGCCUCGGGGUUGGCGUACGGUGGUGCUCAUAGUGCACAGCCAUCACACAAGUUUGCCGGACAGUUGCUCAACAUCCCAUUGAGUUAGUUCCACAACCGGUUGGUUGGCAGAUUCUCGACUUCACUGGACAGCCAUCCAGACAAGAAGAAGCUGGACUUCGACUUCUUCCGGUAUUCAGAAAUCCAAGGGAAGCGAUUCUUUGAGGAAUUGGAUAGAGAUGGUGAUGGCGAAGUUACCCUAGGUCUCAUCCAUGGGUCUGAUUGAUCGACCAUGGGUCUGAUUGCAAUAAGAAAGAGGCGAUAGCCUGAUUGAUCGACCAUGGGUCUCAUCCUCGGCAAGGCCCCUUCUCCCUGUCCGGACCUCCCUCCGGAUCGGGCCGGUCUUAUCCGCGGCAAGGCCCCUUCUCCCUGGCUGGACCUCCCUCCGGAUCUGGCCGGCCUCAUCCUCGGCCGUCUCACUUCGCACGCCGACCAUCUCAGCUUCGGAGCCGUGUGCCGCUCCUGGCGCCUUGCUGUGCAGCACCAGCUGCCGACACGUGGCGCCACGCCAUGGCUCAACCUCAGUCCUGGCACCUACCAGAGCCUCGACGGCAACGUGCUCUGCUUCGGCCGCUGCUGCCACGGCUCCUCCGGCGGCUGGAUCCUCUGCUGCCAUGACAAUAUCCAUGGUGGAGGAGGAUGGUGCUUGUACCUUCGCAACCCUUUCCACGCAUCGGAUGCCCUCAUCGAGAUCCUGUGGCACUGCAAGGAGCCAUCAAAGAUCGUCAUGUGUUCUUCGUUCGUGACGAUUCUUGACGGAGGGACCUUCAUGAUUGCGCCCCUCUGGCCGGCCGACCUGAGCGGAGGCCGUUUGCUUACUGGUGAUGAUUACGUGGACAUGGCAUCUUACCGUGGCAAGAUCUUCACCGUCACGCACUCAGGGGAGCUCUUCUCCCAUGACCUCGCCCGCCAUCGCUGCGAGCAUGUGAUGAAGAUGAGCCCAUCCGUUCAACCCGUGAACAACACCGUCUGCCACCUGGUCGUGUCAGCUGAUAAGAAAAAACUACUGAUGGUACGGUGGAGCAGAAAGGCCAUGUGUGUCGUGGUUGAUGAUCAACGGAGGGCAAUGAAUCUGCAGGUGUUCGAGGCGUGCUUGCCCAAGGUUCAAUGGUUGGAGGUGAAGGACCUGGGAGGCCAAGUUCUGUUCCUCAGCACGAGUUGCUGCAGGGCUUUUGGAUCGCCAGAGCAAUGCCAUCCGAGAUUCCCACGGGGGAACUGUGUGUACAUCUUGGGCGUUGACUGGCACCUGAAGAGGACCGUCGCCGGUGCCAGCUCGUGCAAGUGCCAUGAGUGUCGUCACGUCAGUAUUCCCAGCUACUGCGUGUAUGACAUGAACACAUGUACUGUUAGUCUAGUUUCACUAGGCGGAGGUCACCAGCUAGAAAGCGCCAGGUCGGAGUGGUUCUUUCCAUGCGAGUGAUCGAAAUCUAGAGAGAUAAAUCGUACUAUGUAAAACGAGCAAUGAUCUACCCGGGCCUUAGAUGUUACUUACAAUGCAGUAGAAUUAUAUCAUUUCAUACAUUAAUGGUCCAUUGCAAUAUUCUCCAACUAGUAUUUGAGAAAAUUGGUGGAGCCAACUCGUGUGUGUGCAUGUGAUUGUUUGUGUCUCUGUUAAUGAAUUACCAGCUGCUAAUGGCAACUUGAAGCA
Molecule: messenger RNA, 2191 nt
Organism: Hordeum vulgare subsp. vulgare (domesticated barley)
Lineage: Eukaryota; Viridiplantae; Streptophyta; Magnoliopsida; Poales; Poaceae
Exons: 3
Coding region: 824-1963 (379 amino acids)
Molecular function (GO): protein binding
Source: RefSeq, a predicted model, not a curated record